This is a messenger RNA of Saccostrea echinata, 658 nucleotides long. RefSeq lists its product as uncharacterized. The record is from RefSeq and is a predicted model, not a curated record. Lineage: Eukaryota; Metazoa; Mollusca; Bivalvia; Ostreida; Ostreidae. The coding region runs from base 27 to 464 and encodes 145 amino acids. The transcript is spliced from 2 exons.
CAUUUAUCGACUCAACAUUUUCAAGAAUGGCAGUUUGGGUAACAACCACCGGAUCAAACAUACCAGAGGGAGCAAUAAGGGGUGGAUAUGAAGCAGAUGGGAGACCUCUUUUCAUUGCCCGGGCACAAAUUGAGGGUAUCAUGACGCCUGGAAAAUGUGGAUUUCAUAUUCCUGGAGCUCAUAUUCCAUAUGGCAUGAAAGAACAAAUCAUCAAUCAGUAUGAGGUGUUGGUUCAUCCCUCGAGAAAUCCUGGCUUUUUAGAUUGGCAGAGGGCAUCUCAUGGACACGUGCCACCAAACGCUUACAGGACGGACCAUGAAACCUAUGUUGGGAGAGCUUUCUACCAAGGGAGUUUAGUGCCAGGGAAAAUUGCUACUGCCCACCCUCACAAGUGUGCAUACAUAGGCUAUGGAGGGAACGAAAUCAGUAUUAAGGAUUAUGAGGUCCUUUGUCAGAUAAAGUAAAACCUGAACAAAUUUGAAAUCUUUCCAUUAAGUGACAGCGGCUAAAAUGAAUAUCAAAGCCUUUUAAAGUGCAAUGAAUUAAUAUUCAUAUGUUAUAAAAAGGACCAGUUUUUACGAUUCCGUAUUUUAUAAAUAACACUAUUAAAAGCUCUGUAUAUCAACAGAUCAGAAAGAAUAAAGAUUUAAUAUCUACA